This is a messenger RNA of Nyctereutes procyonoides (raccoon dog), 2003 nucleotides long. It is a transcript of the gene AURKB, whose product is annotated as aurora kinase B. Gene Ontology annotation, biological process: regulation of cytokinesis; protein phosphorylation; mitotic spindle organization. The transcript is spliced from 8 exons. The record is from RefSeq and is a predicted model, not a curated record. NCBI's taxonomy places the organism in Eukaryota, Metazoa, Chordata, Mammalia, Carnivora, Canidae. Gene Ontology annotation, molecular function: ATP binding; protein kinase activity. Gene Ontology annotation, cellular component: spindle pole centrosome; chromosome passenger complex; spindle midzone. The coding region runs from base 744 to 1871 and encodes 375 amino acids.
UUAAUUUUUGUGCAUAGUGUAAGACAGUGAUCCAGUUAUUUUUCUUUUUUUGCAUGUGUGGCUGUCCUAUUUUCCCAGCCCCGUUUGUGGAAGAGACCACCCCUUUACCCAUUGUGUAUUCUUGGCUCCUUUUCCAGAAAUCGAUUGACCAUAUAUGUGUGGGUUUAUUUCUAUUCAGCUCUCUAUUCAGCUCCAUUUAUCUACGGAGCAGUUUUUAUGCUAAUACCGGGCUGUUUUAAUUACUACAGCUCUGGAAUGUAGUUCAAAAUCAGGAAACUGUGAUGCUUGUGGCUUUGUCCUUUCUCAAGAUUGCUUUGGCUAUUUGCGUUCUCUUGUGGCUCCAUACAAAUGCAAUAUUGUUUUGUCUUGUUUUUUUUGUUUUUUUUUCUAUUUCUGUACAAAAUGCCUUUGGAAUUUUAAUAGAGAUUGCAUGGAAUCUGUGCUUUGCUUUGGGCAAGGAUAGCGUUUAAAUCCCACUGAGAGCAAGGUAGUUUAACAAAUGGUGCUGGCAUGAGGAACUCUCCCAUCUGUCCAAAACAAAAACCCUAGUUCUUACGCACAGGAGGAAAACUUCCAGAAAUAUGGAAAUUUUAAGUGAAUGAAAGAAGGCAGGCGAACAUCUGACUCCAGGAUGCCCCAGACUCGUCCCAGCCAGAACCCCGGAGGGCCGCCUCUGGCAUUCAGCCUCCCUGAUUGGGUCCCAAGGUCUACGUCGCAGGGUGUCCAGCCAAUGAGGGUCGGGCAUGGACAGCGCCCUCAGCCAAUGGGGCCAGGGCGGGAGAUUUGAAAGGGCCUCGACGGGGGCCCGGCCCGGCAGGUUCAGUCGUUUGCCCGCGGCCAGGGGGUGGCUGUGCCACGGGCUCCAGCUCUCCUCCCCUCUUCCCUCUAACGAUGACCCAGAAGGAGAACGCCUACCCCUGGCCCUACGGCCGGCAGACGACUCAGCCUGGCCUGAACACCCUGCCCCAGAGAGUCCUCCGGAAGGACCCCGCCACCCCGUCUGCACUUGUCCUCAUGAGCCGCUCCAAUGGCCAGCCCACAGGCUGUCCUUCACCAUCGACGACUUUGAGAUUGGGCGUCCUCUGGGCAAAGGCAAGUUUGGAAAUGUGUACUUGGCUCGGGAGAAGAAAAGCCAUUUCAUCGUGGCUCUCAAGGUCCUCUUCAAGUCUCAGAUAGAAAAGGAGGGCGUGGAGCACCAGCUGCGCAGGGAGAUUGAAAUCCAGGCCCAUCUGCAGCAUCCCAACAUCCUGCGUCUCUACAACUAUUUCUAUGACCGGAGAAGGAUCUACUUGAUUCUGGAGUAUGCCCCCCGAGGGGAGCUCUACAAGGAGCUGCAGAAGAGCCACACUUUCGACGAGCAGCGAACAGCCACGAUCAUGGAGGAGCUGGCAGAUGCUCUGAUGUACUGCCACGGGAAAAAGGUGAUUCACAGAGACAUAAAGCCAGAGAAUCUGCUCUUGGGGCUCCAGGGAGAGCUGAAGAUCGCUGACUUUGGCUGGUCCGUGCAUGCCCCCUCCCUAAGGAGGAAGACGAUGUGCGGUACCUUGGACUACCUGCCUCCAGAAAUGAUUGAAGGGCGCAUGCACAACGAGAAGGUGGACCUGUGGUGCAUCGGGGUGCUCUGCUAUGAGCUGCUGGUGGGCAACCCGCCCUUCGAGAGCGCUUCUCACAAUGAGACCUAUCGGCGCAUCGUCAAGGUGGACCUGAAAUUCCCCCCUUCUGUACCCAUGGGAGCCCAGGACCUCAUCUCCAAGCUACUCAAGCACAACCCUUCAGAACGGCUGCCCCUGUCCCAGGUCUCGGCCCACCCUUGGGUCCGGGCCCACUCUCGGAGGAUGCUGCCUCCCUCUGCUGUCCAGGCCAUCCCCUGACUUGUCCCUGUGACUUAUUCGGUUGUGUCUGUCUGUUUGCCUCUAUAUGUGUAGUUGGAAGAAGGGGUGCCUGGCCUGUUUUUACCUGUCUUCUACCUCCUUUUUAUUUAAUAAAGGCUGAAACUUUUUAUA